Molecule: messenger RNA, 1035 nt
Organism: Exophiala xenobiotica
Lineage: Eukaryota; Fungi; Ascomycota; Eurotiomycetes; Chaetothyriales; Herpotrichiellaceae
Exons: 3
Coding region: 1-1035 (344 amino acids)
Biological process (GO): alternative respiration
Cellular component (GO): mitochondrion
Molecular function (GO): alternative oxidase activity
Source: RefSeq, a predicted model, not a curated record
AUGACCUCCUCACGAGUUUUACUUACUCCUACACUGACUGCUAACGUUUCAAGAGCAGCCAGCAAAGGCCUUUACUCGUCGACAUCCACAGGUACAGGUCUCCGAGCCAGCUAUGUUGCCCUCAGACCCUUUAACUCGUCGUCGCGGCGGAACUUCUCAGUCUCUCACAAAGCCCAGCUAGACUUCUUUCCACCACCUCGAGACAUGCCAAACAUCAAGCAGACUCCUGCAUCAUGGCCACAUCCCGAAGCGACCGAACAACAAUUGAAGGCAAUCCAACUUGACCAUCGAGAACCUCGCACGUUAUCAGACUCGAUAGCCUACAACAUGGUCCGCUUCCUACGAUGGGGCACAGAUCUGGCGACUGGCUAUCGACACGAUCCGAACAAACCAUAUGUGAUGAGCGAGCGGAAGUGGCUUGUUCGGUUCAUUUUCCUCGAGACUGUUGCUGGUGUACCGGGUAUGAUGGCGGGAAUGCUCAGGCACUUCCGCAGUCUUCGGAGAAUGAAGAGAGACAAUGGAUGGAUCGAGACCAUGCUCGAAGAUGCAUACAAUGAGCGCAUGCACCUCCUUACCUUCCUCAAGAUGGCUGAACCAGGCCGCUUCAUGAAGCUCAUGAUCCUUGGUGCCCAGGGGGUCUUCUCCAAUGGAUUUUUCUUGGCUUAUCUUAUCUCACCGAAGACGUGUCACCGUUUCGUUGGGUACUUGGAAGAGGAGGCAACGAAGACCUACACCUACGCCAUCGAAGACCUGGAGAGUGGCAAAUUGCCCGGCUGGGAAAACCUCGAAGCACCAGAGAUCGCUGUCAAGUACUGGAACAUGCCCGAGGGCAAGAGGACAAUGAAAGACCUCCUCUACUACAUCCGAGCCGACGAGGCCAAGCACCGGGAAAUCCACCACACUCUGGGCAACCUUGAUCAGGCCGAAGAUCCAAAUCCGUUCGUCUCAGAGUACAAGGAUCCUUCGAAGCCGCAUCCUGGCAAAGGCAUUGAACACCUCAAGUCCAAGGGUUGGGAGAGGGAAGAGGUUAUCUAA